AUGAAGACGUUCGUAGCUGUUCUUCUACUGAGCGCCUGCGCGACUUAUGCCUUCGCUGAAGAGCUCCAGAUGCCUUUCAACAAAGCCGUAUUUCAGUUCCUGGACGAGCGUCACGAUGAGAGAAUGGCACAGGUCUUGAGAGACAACGGACUCCCAGAGGAUACUCUACCAGCAGCCGACGAGCGGGCGGAUUCACCGGCCUUUUUGGUAAGCAUGCGUAGAGCGAGUUUAUUUGAUCAAAAAUGGAUAUGCUAAGAAACACAGAAAACAGAACAUGCAGGCUGCAGGUGAAGGCAUAAGUAAGGCCGAUGUGAGAUUAGGUUCAAAGAGUUGUAAGUGAGAGUUGCAACUUUAAUUCAAAGGCUUGGAAGUGAGUGAGGAAAUUUCUAAUUUAGGGCUAAUUUACUGCUUUAAUUUUGGAUGGUGGGACUUUCAAUAUUGUUUUAUACUGGAGGGUCCGCCCGAAAUGGGGAAGUUUUCCGGUUAGGCUUAAGAUACACGAAAAGAUCGUUUUUUGUUAGGCGUUUAAUUCUGUGAAAGUCUUGGGGAAUCCCUCGUGCCCUUAAUUGCUUCACAUUUGGGUUCUCAACCAGUUGAGCCCAUGAAACAGGGCAUUCAAUAGGGCAAGAAUAGUCAAUUCUACUUGAAAUUGAGUAUGGGAUUUGUAAUAGCAUUAUUUUGUAAUACAAUGUAAUAGGAUUCUUCGAUUCCUUGACCAACUUCUUGUUGAAAGCUCCCAGUCAUUGUUCACAUGGGGAGACCCAAAGACUCGUGUUCUCAGUAAGUGGUCCGUCUGGUAGGCAGAAAAUCAUCAAGACUUGCAUCCAUCAUGUUUCAUGAUAGUCAUUUGUUUAAUUGCAGGCACCUUGUAUCACGACAGGAAAGCUAUGUUGGAAAUUGGCCGGACGUGAUCCGUGUAAAAAAUUGGAGUGCAUCGAUUGCUUCCUCCGUUGUGCUGUUGCUAACCAUCCUACCCCUCUUCCAAAACUAACAAUACGCCAGGUAAAUGAACUAAAACAAAACAGAGCGAAACAAAGCAAAAAAGAAAUCGGCGUUUGUGUCAGUAACAUGGACGCUGAGCCAGAAGCCCAAUUUCUGUUGUACUGUUCAGACCUUGGAGAGGGUCCCUACUGAGAUUAUACAGGUCCACGGCUAGAAGGCUAAAAUCGGUUCUUUUUACAAACAAAAUAAAUUUGUGCGAAAGUCGGGACUGAUCUUGGUUGGCGUUGAUCUGCAGAACAUGUCAGGAAGAAUGAAAAGACAAACCCGAGUUUAGAGUUCAUUUUUAUUGAGAUGAGUCUUGCGGCACCUUAGCUUCUUUUGAAGUAUUGCCACAGUCAUAAUUUGGAAGAUCAGAGGUGCCGGACACUGAAAAUCACAGAUUCAACUACUAAAAUACAUGGAGGUUGUUAACAAAACUGGGUCGCUUAUUUAAAGUUUUAUGUAUGUAUAACUGUCCUCCGUUUUCGUUUUUCCUUUGCAGAAAGGUUGUUUGGCUCUUCUGUAUCUGUGCAGAAAGCACAGUCCAUCUUGUGCUGGUGAAUUGUGCUGCUUCGUUCGCAUCAAAAGAUGCUUUAAAGCGUCUGGGCACUAAGCACCCGCAAAGAAAUGUUACACUGUCACAAUGGCAACGAAUAGUUGAUAUCGUUCAAGAUAAUGUGCAAUCAGGCUCGUUUUUCAGUUAAUAUACUCUUUUAUUAACUUGUGCAGACAUUGUUAACUUAAAGGGAAUAAAAAUAUCUAUAAAAAGG
This is a messenger RNA of Porites evermanni, 1751 nucleotides long. Lineage: Eukaryota; Metazoa; Cnidaria; Anthozoa; Scleractinia; Poritidae. The record is from the annotation of a GenBank genome assembly.